AAUUGGCCUGAUCCCAUGCCCUGAAGCAAGGUAUAACCGAAGUCCCAUAGUCCUGGUUGAAAACAAACUUGGUGUGGAGAGCUGGUGUGUCAAGUUCCUUUUACCAUACGUCCACAAUAAGCUCCUUUUGUACAGAACGAGAAAGCAAUGGCUGAACAAAGAUGGAAAGAGCUGAUCCUCUCUGGCACUUUAAAUCCAAUUAAGGACUUACAUCUAGGAAAACUGGCCUUAACUAAGUUUCCAAAGAGUCCAGAAACAUGGAUUCACAGGCGAUGGGUGCUACAACAGCUAAUUCAGGAAACUUCCUUGCCUUCCUUUGUGACCAAAGGAAAUUUGGAAACAAUCCCUUCAGAGAGGACACAGCGACUAAUACAAGAAGAGAUGGAAGUCUGUGGUGAAGCAGCAGGGAGAUAUCCAAGCAAUUAUAAUGCCUGGUCUCAUCGCAUCUGGGUGUUACAACACUUGGCCAAGCUAGAUAUCAAGAUUCUUCUUGAUGAACUAUCUUCUACUAAACAUUGGGCAUCCAUGCAUGUUUCAGACCACAGUGGAUUUCACUACCGCCAGUUUUUGUUAAAAUCUUUGAUGAGUCAAACUGUGACAGACAGUUCUGUAUUGGAGAAAAACACUUUGAGAAAUGAACCAGCCCUAGUUCUUCCAAAAGAUGAAGAAGCAGCUGCUUCAACAGAGGAACCAAGGAUAAAUCUUCCCCAUCUCCUAGAAGAAGAAGUGGAAUUCAGCACAGAUCUUAUUGAUUCCUACCCAGGACAUGAAACCCUUUGGUGUCAUAGGCGGCAUGUUUUCUACCUUCAACAUCACUUAAAUGGUAGGUUUCCUCACAGCAUGACCCAGCUGUCACCUGUAGACAGUCCUGGAGAGACUUUGAGUGAUUUGCACCUCAUCCCAGCAGAUCCUCGGCUGUCUCAGGCAAUGGAAGUAGAUGGAUUGAAUGACUCAAGCAAGCAAGGCUAUUCCCAAGAAACCAAACGCCUGAAGCGGACCCCAGCUCCAGAUUCUUUGGGCCUAGAAAUGGAGCACAGGUUCAUUGAUCAAGUAUUGUCCACUUGCCGGAACAUAGAGCAAGCCAGGUAUGCCAAAGCAUACAGGAAAUGGCUGGUCACUCUGAGUCAAUGAAAGUGGAUUAAUCCUGUAAGGUUCCCCUUUUAGUGCAAUAUUGCUUUCCUUUCUUAUUGACAUAGUUGCAUGAAUUAUUUGCUAUUAUUGGCUAAUAUGUUCCUCAUCUUUAGGUUAAAAGUCCAUAGGAAACCUUACAUUUUAUUUAUUUUAUUAAGAACUGGCAUUCCUUUGGGGAUACAGUAAUUGUAUAGCUCCUUACUAAAAACUGAGUCUUAAAUUUUUUCUUUUUAACUCCUCAUCCUUUAUAUUUCUAUACAUGAGGUUUUCACUCAGUUCUUAUAAUUGGGUCACAUAUACAUCCACCCACCUCAUUUUGAUUGCUAUAUAGGCAAAUUUUUUAAAUCAAAAAUUUUUGUUGUAGUUCAGCUUAGAAACAUUAAUACAGAUGCAGAAGAACUUAAUUUAUUUUCAGAAUCAAAUGGCUAGAUGUUUGGAUAUGUGAAAAUAUAAAUCAGUUCUUUUUCUAGCAUGUUCUACUCAAAAGUAUAGACUAAUGUAACCAAAGUCAGAAGUAUUGAAAUUUAUAUUAAAAAAAUGCUUCCAAUGUAAUCCAUUUUUAAAUGAUUAUUUAAAAACAGAAUCUAAUUUAAGAGUUUAUGUAAGUGUAGUACUGGAAAAUUAUUUUUAUUACCAGCUUUGAUAGGUUGUUUUUUACCUCAUAUUUGGUAUAUGCCAAAACAGUCAUAUCAGCCCUGAUAAAAUAAAUUUUUAAAAAACCCAGAAUGCCAUUUUUAGUUAUUACUACUUUUUUUUCCAAAAUCAUUCAUGAAAAAUGGAAGAAAUAUACAUACAAAUGUAUUCAUAUAAACUCCUUUUUAAAAAAUUAAGUUAUUGAGAUUAUACUGGAUAAACUACAAAAUUUUGUGGAUUAUGAAAAGUUUACUGGCUAAAGCCAGGAGGAAAGAAUAGUUCAGGAGAUUAAUUCUUCAGUUUUUAUUUAAAAACAAAACAGAACACUUUGAUACAGGAUUUUAUCAGGGACGAGGUACCAAAGUAUCUACAUUAAUGCUGUAUCUUAAUUUUCAAUAACAAGGGCUGAGUUUUUCAGGUUGAUGAAGUGGGACUAGGGAAAGAGUCAGCUAAUAUCUACUUAUUAUAUUUUCUCCUUUGUAAAUGGUCUGUAUUUCUUUUUUCUGUAUACUGUUUUCUUUAUUUCACCACUCCAUUCCAUAUUUUUUUGUCACUUUGACUUGUGUAUAAUUUUCCUCAUUUGUCUUAUUUCAGGAAUGCCUACUGAAGAUUUUAUGUUCUCUGUUUCAGUGAAUUUCAUUCCCAUCUAAAUACACACACACACAUACACACACAAAAAAAAUAUGAAUAGAACUGCCCCCUAAAAGUUUCUGUAAUGAUGAAGCUGUUUCUUGUCCUACGUGUAUACAAAUGUGAGUAAUAGUUAUAGAAAUAAGUAUGACCACCAUGUUUUGCCUCUUCUCCUUUUUACUUGCUUAGUAAUCUGUAAGGUGGGGAGAAAGAUGUAGGGAAAGGCAAACCUUUCCUGUCUCAAUCUUGUGAAUAGCCAGGACUUGAGUUAGAAGUACUAUUUUAAGGGAAAUGGAAUAGGUCCUUUAUUUGGGCAUCAUGGUUUUGUUGAGCGGUGAACUGUCAAAUGGAAUGAUAUACUUGUAAAAACGCCAGGAAAAUUAUCUAGCCUGGCCCCAGUAGACAGAUGUUGCUCUUAUCUCUUGGGGCAAAAAUUACCAUUUUUAUACUUUAUAUAAUUUUUAGGAGAGAAAAUAAUUGCCAUAAUGAACUUAAUUCCAUGGCCCUUUGUGUACAGAGCUUAUUUUGAAUUAGAUACCUCAAGGUCUAUGUAGAUUUCUGUGGAUAAAACCCAUUAGAUUUAUGAUUUUCAACUCCUGCAGGGGUUGAGUAGAAACUGCACAGAGAUGACAUGGGAGGUUCAGCACAUUCCAGUAAUACAUGUUGCCAAAUUCUGGACUACUCAGUAUCACUGUUUUCUCAAGCAUAAUUUUUAGUAUCCUAAGUAAUAGGGCUUCUUUGAUGUGAGUGCAACUACUUUGAUGUGAAUACACAUCAGGACAUGAGUAUAGAUAAUAUCCUGAGAACAUUAGUUAAACUUUUAUAGUGCACCAUGCCUUUUUAUACCUUACACCCAAUAUCUUGGUCAUCUUUGUUGUUAACUGUUCAAACCCACCACUUUCUGAAGCCAUGUAGUGUUUUAAUAUACCUUGGUCUUCUUUUCUUAAUAAAGUUUUAAAUAGAGAAUGAGAAUACAAACAUCCAAAGGAUACUGUCAGUAUGUGACUUUUGUAUGCUACUUUAUUUUAAAUUUGCAUUUUUCAAGUGUUCACUCACAGGAAAACUUAGAAUUGCCCUAUAUGAUUAUUUUUGUUUUGCCCCCCCCCUAAGUGAUUAACAUUUAAACUGACUAGCAUAAUAUGUCUUUUCCUAAAUGAGCUCAUGCAGUAGAAAAAGUAGGUCUGUUUUCAGGGGCUUGUUAGCUUUAUUUUUCUUCAAAUAUGUCAUUGUUUAAAAGGGAAAGAUAGUUUAAAUUUGACGUGUUUCAUCACAUUUUCACUGAAAGAGCAAUAGUUCAUCAUCCUGUGGAUCAAGAAUACUACUGACAAGCAAAAAGCAGUAGGUAACUAACACCUUCAUAAUACUCUUCACCCUGCCUUUUUAAUGUAGACUUAUUUCGAUAAUAUAGUAUUUCCAGACUCUACUGUGUGUGCCUUGCUCAUUGUGAGGGCUCACUGACUACUUAUUAAAUGAAUGAUUAACUGAAGAAGGGAAAAGAUUGGUCAUGAGUGAUGGAUAGAGUGAUGAUUGAGAAAUUGUUUGUGAAUAAUACUUAGGGAGAGCUAUUGCAUAUAGAAAAAGUUAAUUUAAAUUUAUUUUCUUCAUUACUUUGUUUAAACUCAUUAAAUUCAGGCCAAGAAAUGCAGCUCUAGAAUUAUCAAUGAGCUAUACCUUAAUCUACAUUAAACAUUUAUAGAAACCCACUUGCAUUAAGGAUACUACUUUCUGUUUACUUAUUUAAGGACACAUAUACAAAGCUUGAACCAUUUGAGAACAGCUGAAGAAAUUCUUUGAUUUCAAUGUCUUGUUUAUUGUAUCUUCAUGAAUAGUUAUUUUAUGCUUCUCUUUUUUUCCCCAUUAAUUUGAACUGUGAAUCUUUUAGUUAUUUCCUAAACCUGAAGAGUUGUUUUUUAAGCUUAAGUAUCUGAUAAAUAUUAAUAUCUACUAUUAUUUCUUUAGAAACUCCAGGCCCAGACUUUCAAUCACACUUCUUAAUUCUUCUAGUACAGUUCUAAUUUAAAUUGAGAGCUUCAUUAAUUUCUUUCUUUUUUUUUUUAAGCACUGCUAGGCUAGGGAUCAUACUCCACUUUAUUAAUAAUUAGUAGGAUUAAACGUAUACAGGUUGUCACAAAAAACACUUAGAUAUUCAAAUAAGAAGUUUGGUGACAUGUGGAAACAAAAGUUUUUGCAUUUUUAUGCAGCAGUCUAUAAGAAAGCAUAUAUAUUUGUGUGGUUUUGAUAUGUUCAGUUCAUACCAGUUUGUACUUGGUGAAUGAUAUAUGUGUAAAAAGAACUUGUAAUAUUGCUGCAAACAUAAUUAUAAUUUUCUCUCAUAUAGCAUCACAUGGUCUAUGACAUGGGCUAAAUGCAAUUUAGGAGUAGAACUACCACUUGCUAUACAACAAUCUCUACCUUAGAACCCCUGAAUUAUAGAAGAUGCUGAAGAUCUAGUUGCAAAAGAAAGUAGCAUAUGAUUGGAAGGGCAGUGUAAAAAGCUGUUUUAAGUUUACUGUUAUUUUUUUUACUAGAAAAUUAUAUUUUAAAACUAAGAUAUUUAAAGUAUGCUAAAAUUUUGAACACCAUUAUAACAACUUAAUCUUUUGUCUUUUGAAUGAAUUCCUCAAACAGACCUGCAAACUCUAGCAUUCUGUGUGCUGCUGCCUCCCCGUGCUCUGUAAUGAUCUCCUAUUUAUUUGAGAUGUGUGUUGAGGCACUGGAAAGUUUAGGCAAAUUCAGUAUCAUAAAGGCAGAGAGCCAGAAAAAUCAACUCUAAGAAUUCUACUUUCUGUCACACAGUGUCUUUUUAAAAACAACUGUACAUACUGUGUUAAUUUGAGUGCCUUUGUAACUUGGGGUCGGAGCAGGAUCAUGUUACUUUAAACUCUUAAUAUUUAGAUAGAAAACAGGGAUAUAAAACAGCUGAAUAUGACUCAUGAUUUUAUUUAUUCCCUUUGUUAGACCUGGUCCUAUCUUAUCCUUUGAUGAGAUACUGAUACAAGAGAGUAGAGUCCUUUAUUUCUAUUUCAUUAGUUAUCUUUUUCCCCCUAAAUCCGUAUUCGAUUUUUUUUUUUUCAUUUUGUGGUGUUAGGGAUUGAACCCAGGGCCUUGUGCAUGCAAGGCAAGCACUUUCUCAUUUUUAAGCACCCUAUAAAGAAUUAGUUCUUUCUGCAAAGUAACUAACAUUUUGAAGAUUACAUGCAUUGCAUUCAGAGGUUUGUGUGUGCACAAUUUUGAGACAGCCUGAAACCUGUGCAGACUGAGUCCAAAGGGAAGCUGGAACCUCUCCCUAAAAUAAAUGCCAGAUGAUUGUCCUAAAUGAAUCCUCUGCCUUACUCUAAGGACCUUCUUUCCCAUCCACAUUCAGGCUUAAUGUAGGAUAGUUGAAAGGGGGAAAAGUAGGACUUUUUUUUUUUUUUCCAUAUAAGAAGAAAGGAAGUAAAUUCUAAGAUGAAAUCUAAAAUGUGUCAUUUAUGUAUUUGUUUUUGGGAGUAGGAAUUUCACAUUUCAUGAUAGCAAAUAAUUCCUCAUAAUUUCAGAAAAAUAUAUAAUUAAGCUUUUAAAGUGCUUUAUAGAGAAUUUUUCAAUAAUAUAUUCUAUAGGCAGCAGUAUGCUAUGUUCAGAGUAGAGUCAGAAAACCAGUGUAUCCAUUGUGGAUCUGGGAUCAGAAGGAAAUCUCAGGCUCCCAACUUAAGACUUCUCUACUCUUACCAGGCUAUGUUAACACUGUAAAACCAAACUCUCUGCUGAAAAACAACAACAAAAAACACCAAACCAGCUUAGUCUGCUGGUAAAACAUGCUUCCAAGAAUAUUAGCUAUAUGUAGUUUGGACUUUCUGGAUAAUAAUAUCGAUAAAGCUAACUCUGAUUUUUCUUAUAUUAGUCUAUUGUUGAUCCUCAGGGCAUAGAAGAUUUAGUUCAAUUUAGGAUAUACUUUUUUUAUUCAGUGGCAAAUAAAAAAGGAUAAAUAUAUUACUAGCUCUUAAAGGUUUAGUAUAUAUAGUAUUUUUUAUAAAUCACUACCAAUGCAAUGGCUAGUAGAUGCUCUGUGACUGCCUCAAGUCAUCUCUCUGCUUUAGUUCUUGUGGCUGUGUUAUGAACAUUCUUUUAUAUAUGUCUUCUGUAGAAAUGAUUUCUGAAUUAUAUUUUCAUGUUUGAGGAGGUGGGGGAGACUAUUUUGCAUUAACUGACAUCAUUCUCAAUUUUUAGAAAUUCUGUUGAGGAAAAUGAUUACUGUUGGCUUUCAAAACCAUGACUACUUUGCUCUCUUAGACAUCUGUUUCCCUGAGAAUGUUUUAUGUGCAGAACCUAUGCAUGUUCAAUACAUUGCAUAAUACCUAAAAUGUUAUGGGAAUUCAAUAAGGGAAUUCAAUAAUUGGUAAAGGCUCGAUUGGUAAAACUAGCUCAUAGCAGUCUUAUUGUCCACAUUGUUAGCUUUUGGUAAAAUACACCAGUUUUCGUGAAUACAUAAUCAUAUUCAAAUAUACAAGAUAAAUAUAACAGUUGUACACCACUGCAAGUGAGGUUUAGAUACUUUUGAGAUUAUCUAGGUGUGCAUACAGAUGUACAUGUAUAUGAAGGAUUUGCAGCUUGAAUUUAUAUGGUGGCUUUUACAAAGAAUUUUAUCCAAAGAAUUGUUAUUUUUGUAUUUGCUUAAAUGCUACUAUUUCAGGCACUUUUUAAAAUUAGACCAACUCCCUCCAGCAAAGCUGGAAAUCUAACAAAACAAGUGCCCAUUUGCCCUAAUUAACCAGAUAUUUGUUUGGGUGAACUGUUUAUGUUAAGUCUUUGAUGGUCUACAAAUUAAGACAUUCUGUUUUUUCCUCUCAUACUUUUAGGGAAAUCGGCCUUAAUUUCAUGUCUGGUAAUCAGUUUCCUCAAAGUACUAUGCAGCACACAGUAAAUUAUUUAUUUAUCUUUAUAAGGUGGUAAUGCAUUGAGAUUUUUCAUUCUGUUUUGGGUCAUAGGGAUGUACCAUUGUAUGUAACUAAAUAUUGACUCAAGCAGCAUUCUACCAGAAAUGUUCAUAUGUUGUCCUCCCUCAUCAAAUGUCAUGUUUUUGAAGGAGGUAUUUUAUACUAUUAAUUAAAGAAUGGGCCUAGACUGAGUGCAAUCAAAGUAAGUGCUCAAUAAACACCUAGUAGAUUGUCUGUCAUAUUAACAAUGAGCUUCCAGCAAGGAAACCAGCAUUAUCUUUUCCUUGAGAAGUAUAUAUUUAAAAUAAUAUAUGUGUGAAACUGAAAAAUUAUAUCAUUUCACAUUAAUUAUUAAGCUUAUUUAGGCUAGAGUUAGUGAUUUGUAAUAAAAAUAUUGUUUAUAUAGAACAUGGUCUGAAGAUAGGAGAUGUAAAAAGAUUAGAUAAUAUCUGAGGCACAUUAAUUGAUUAAAAAAAUAGGUAGCUGGACUCUAAGGAGAACUACUGUAGUCUUCUGUAAUCAUUUUAUAUAUUGGUAUAUAUAGUUCUAUCUGGGUUAGUUUUGUUUCUCCUUAAAUUUUAGUUUCAUUUCAAUAUCUUAAAAGUGGUAAUGGUAAAAUACAAAUUUAUGCUAAAUAACUCCUACUUAAACAUCUUUGACAUGAGGAGGAAAUUUUUAUGAAUAAUAUAGUAGUUUCACUAUGUUUAUUGUGGCUUCCAGAGCAUUUUUGUCAGAGUUCACCUGAUGUUAAAAAAAAAAAAAAACAUUAAAAAUUUUGAAACAAACAUUCCUAUGUGAGCUAUGAGGAAACAAAUGUAUAGUACAAGUGUAGUUAGCCAUUGAUGUUUGGUGAGAUUCUUGAUGCAUGACUAUGAUGCUGGCUUCUGACUGAAGUGACCGUGUCAGUAUUGUAUUUUGGGUUUAUCUUGUUCUAGGAGAAAAAUGGAAUGUAUACUAGAUUAACUUAAUGUUUUUAAGCUGGAAAAAAUAUGAGGUAUUAUAAGUAUGCCAAAUAUUUAUACACUCUACUACAAUAGGAAAGGAAGGAAAAAAAUUUUAAAGUAGUAUUUUUUUUUUAAUAGCUUCUAAUUUCUUUUUUAACCCAAGUUCCUUAUACACUAGUCACUUGCCUGGUUUAACACUGAGAGACUGUAAUUUAAGGGAAAGAUUUUAGAUACUAUAUUCUGCUAUUAGAAUACAUCGUGCAUGUUAAUAUUACAAUGCUUGUAGAUUUCCCAAGAAGAAUAUUUCCAUAAAUUGACGUCAAUAUUGUUUUUUUCUUGUAAUUUAUGUUCAAAUGGACAAGUUACAUAUAUGCUCUGUGGUACAGAGUCAGAUCCUGGGCAUUAAAGAUUAGUUUGGCUAACUUUACUGAAGAUACUAAUUGUCUUCACUGAUUGCACUGCUGUGUUUCUUAAUCCAUUUUCCCCCAUAGAGCAGUCUGUAUGGAAGUUUCUUUUGCUCCUACCAUAUACUAAUUGACUUUUGUUUAAGGCUUAAAUAUUUUGUGAAUUCUUUUUACACUUAAAAUGUAUACCUUACAGAGGGAUAAGGAUAAGAUUUGCAGUAAGGUAUGUGCAGGGUGUGCUUUCACUGUUUGGGGAAUUAGUACCACAGAGUACUUAAGGCUAGUAUAAUGAUCAUAGAUUAUAUAUACUUGAACUCUUCAAUAGAAAUAUAAUAUGUGGGCUGGGGUUGUGGCUCAGCAGUAAAGCGCUAACCUACCACAUGCUAGGUGCUGCGUUGAUCCUCAACACCACAUAAAAAUAAAUGAAUAAAAUAAAGGUAUUGUGUCCAACUAUAACUAAAAAAA
Molecule: messenger RNA, 9120 nt
Organism: Ictidomys tridecemlineatus (thirteen-lined ground squirrel)
Lineage: Eukaryota; Metazoa; Chordata; Mammalia; Rodentia; Sciuridae
Gene: Ptar1
Product: protein prenyltransferase alpha subunit repeat containing 1
Biological process (GO): protein prenylation
Cellular component (GO): cytoplasm
Molecular function (GO): protein prenyltransferase activity
Source: RefSeq, a predicted model, not a curated record